This is a messenger RNA of Onthophagus taurus, 2768 nucleotides long. It is a transcript of the gene Trc8, whose product is annotated as TRC8 ring finger protein. Gene Ontology annotation, biological process: proteasome-mediated ubiquitin-dependent protein catabolic process; ERAD pathway. Gene Ontology annotation, cellular component: Derlin-1 retrotranslocation complex; endomembrane system. NCBI's taxonomy places the organism in Eukaryota, Metazoa, Arthropoda, Insecta, Coleoptera, Scarabaeidae. Gene Ontology annotation, molecular function: ubiquitin protein ligase activity. The record is from RefSeq and is a predicted model, not a curated record.
UGUCAUCUGUCUAGUAUCACGUUUACCAAAACACACAUCGCUCGUCGUCUCCGGUAGCAAAACCCCCUUCAAAAUCCCAGUAAAACCGAAAGGACAGCCACCGACAGUGCAAUGAAAUGUCGUUACGCGCCAAAAUAUUAAGCUUCGGCGAAAUCCUUCUACGAGUGCCGUCGUUAUUUGUUAUCGACGAGAUUCUGAAGAUCAGUCUGGGCCUCCCCAACCGGUCGGACUUCGCAGGCUACGAAGAAAGUUUCGAUUAUUUUGAGGAGAAGGUCCAGAACAUAACAGCCCUUGAUUACGACCCGAAUUUUAAAUGGUUCUUGUUGGCUUCAUUGUACAGGCUACUUAUCAGCACAUCAGUAUGUGCCGUCGCAAUAUGUCUUUUUGUCUUAAGUACCAAACACUUAAUGAUCGUCUACAUGUACCUGAUGUCCGUUGGAGUAGUUUUUAUUUCUUACUGGAGCAAUAUGUCAACGAUGAAACAAGUAAUUGCGCUUUACCCAGAAGGGCAGAUGAAUCCGAGUAUUUUAGACGACAUCCUCCUCUUGGAUUUUGACAAUUUGCUACAGCUUUAUGGUGGAGCUUUCACAGUUAUCCUUAAAAACUACUUCGUUCAAUGUAUAUUGACCGUAAUUUUUGUUAAUAUCCAUUUGGGACCAAGAUAUCAUUAUGUCCAAAGAAGAUUUUUGCCCUUAUCAUUCUUGAUGCCUUCAAUUCUCGCCCUGUUACCUGUUCCUGCGGUCGUUUUAAUGCACGCACCCGUUUUCGCGGCGUUACUUCCGCUAAGUUUGGUAAAAUUUGUGCUGUGGAGUUCGCUAGUUUGUGUUAUUCACACAAUUUAUAACGGUUAUUCGCAAACGCGAACUUAUGUAACCAGUUUUGGGAUGUCGGCAUUGAUCGAAUCGGAAUGGAUUAGAUUGAACGUGCCGGGCGUUUUACGAACAUUUUGGAUUUUAAGGGUAUUCGAACAUACAGGGUUGUUUUUCAUUUCCGGUUUGUGGAAUGAUUCGGACGGGAUAUUGCCGUUGUUUAGAUUAAUUAAAUCAUUAAUGGUUACGGGUUGUGAUACUUUAACGGCGGUUCUUGGAAUUACUAGCGUCGUUUCUUAUAUAUGCCAUCACAUCGGGCGUACUUUCCAAUGGUUCCUUUUAACGGAGGACGAAAACGAUAAAUCUAUCGGUACGGUUUCUGCUAUUCUUUUUUACAUACUCGCGCUUCAAACGGGUUUAACAGGAUUAGACCCGGAAAAGCGAUUUGUUAGACUUUGUCGUAAUUUUUGUUUACUCUUCACCGCACUACUUCAUUUCAUCCAUAACAUUGUUAAUCCGUUAUUAAUGAGCUUGUCCGCAUCACACAACCCAUCAAUUAAACGACAUCUACGCGCUUUGGCCGUUUGUGCUUAUCUUGUGGUGUUUCCAAUUUUAUUGUUAAUCUAUCUUUGGUCGAAUCACACUAUUUCAACGUGGUUAUUGGCCGUUUCUGCGUUUAGCAUCGAAAUUGUUGUCAAAGUUGCCGUUUCACUUUCGAUAUACUCCCUAUUUUUACUGGAUGCUCGUAGAGAAACGUUUUGGGAACAACUCGACGAUUAUGUUUACUACAUCAAAGCGUUUGGAAAUAUGGUCGAAUUCUGUUUUGGUAUAUUUCUAUUCUUCAACGGCAUUUGGAUAUUAGUAUACGAGAGCGGAGCCGUCGUUGCAGGUGCGAUUCGGGCCGUCAUGAUGUGCAUUCACGCUUACUUUAACAUUUGGUGCGAUGCAAAGGCAGGAUGGACGGUGUUUAUGAAACGUAGAACAGCCGUUAAUAAAAUCGAUAGUUUACCCGAAGCAGACGCCGAACAACUUCGACAUUUGGACGACGUUUGCGCCAUUUGUUAUCAGGAGAUGAAAUCAGCCAAGAUUACACGUUGCAAACACUAUUUUCAUGGUGUUUGUUUACGAAAAUGGUUAUACGUACAAGAUAAAUGCCCGUUGUGUCAUAAUAUUUUACACAGCGUUGAAGUUGAAGAGAAUAAGGCUUGGAACGGCAGGCUUAUACAGAUUCAGGUGGCUCAAGAAGAGCUAAACCACAGGUGAUAAUUUUGCGUUCCCGUCUUUCUGUGAUCCGAUUCAGUUUUUUUUUUCCUAUUUAAGAAGUGCCCACCGAGCAUCCUGGGUACUGUAAAAUACUUUAUUUUUUUAUUUGUAUAGGGAAUAAAUAAUAAGAAUUAUUAUCUAAGUCCAGCUCUUCAUUAUAUGAUUUUAAUUUCUUUAUAGUAAUUACUGUUAAUUUUCAAUUCUUUUUCUCUAUUUCCAAAGAAAUCUCUAUUCACUCUUAAAUCUAAUGAUUAGUUGUUAUUUUUCAUUCUAAAAUAUUUCUAUGUAGAAUAAUUCGAUUUUGUACGUCUGUGAUUGUGGCCAUUUUCGUUGUCUGUACACUAGACAAAGAUAUAAUAAUAUAAAACGACGAUAAUAUACAUAAUAUAUUUAAUUGUUAUCUAGAUCCCACUUUAAUGUUAUAAAUUAUAACGCAAAUGCGUGAUUUUAUCAUUAUUUUUUUUUUUCACUUUAAAAAAGAUUUUGCAAUCGCUCGCUGCGUUAUAGUAACACGGUUAUAGCAAAAGAAGUUUUAUCAAGUAAUUUAACACCACAUUAAGAAUGCUGGAUAAUGAUAAUAGCAUUAUAUAAGUUUUUUACAAUGUACAUUAACGAUGACUUGGUAUAUUAAAAUGAUAUGAGACCAGAGUGGCACUGAUAAAAUAUUUAUUCAUUAAAUAAAAUAUUUUUAAGUUA